Drosophila serrata is the source of this 2868-nucleotide messenger RNA. RefSeq lists its product as uncharacterized. Lineage: Eukaryota; Metazoa; Arthropoda; Insecta; Diptera; Drosophilidae. The record is from RefSeq and is a predicted model, not a curated record.
AUGUUAUCAGCAGGCGGCCUCGGACGGAAUGAGGCGCGCAAGGCCUGCAGCGCCUCUAUUUAUAGUCCCCGAGCACUCAAAUGGCAAUCGGCGUUAACAGUGAUCCUGGUUUCCUGGCUGGCAGCAGCAGCAGCUGGACCUGGUCCUGGCACAGCAUCUGCAAGGUCACUCCUGCUGCCCGCCCAGCCGGCGGAUCAUCUUGUGCCGCCGCCCCUUCCCGUGCCCCAGAGGCUGCAGCAUGCGAGUGCGGGAUCUCCAGCGGGUCCACCUAGCUCACCACCGGUUGUGGCGCUACCGGAGCCCGGUCUAAUGAAUCGCUUUGCCAGGUGGCUGGGCCUGGGAGGCAGCAGCAGUAGCAGCAGCAGCACCACCACCCAGUCGAAGGACCAGCUGGCGGGAGCCACCAACUCCCUGAGCUACGCCUACCCAAAGCCACACCAGGGCUUCGAUGCGGGGGGCAAGCCCUGUAGCCUGUGCAACAAGUAUCCCUGGGUGCCCAUGGUGGGUCAGAGUCCCCAGCAGCAUCAGCAGCAUCAGCAACAUCAGCAACAUGCUGCAUUGCAGGUGCAACAGCAGCAGCUGCAACAUCUGCCUCAGCAACAUGCCUGGCAACUGCAACAACCUCAGCCUCAGCCUCAACAGCCCCAGGCUCAGGCCUCGCAGCAACGCCAGCGAGCUGUCCAGUUUCAUCCCAAUGUCCAAACCAAUAUCCUCACCAAUACCAAUCCCCCCCAGAGUGUGUUCCUGCCACUGGCAGUGCCGCUGCCGCCGUUGUAUAAUGCUCAGCCCUUUAGGCCCAUGAAUCCAACACCUUUGCGAGAGAAUGUGGUGGCUCAGUCGGAGGUGAGACCAGUGCCUGUGUCCCUGCCCCAUAACCACCACCAGCAGCAGCACCAGCAGCAGCAGCAGCUCCAUUUGCAAUCUUCAAGCAGCAGCAGCUUUGAGAUUGUGCCCAGCCACCAGGUCACGGAUUUUGUGACCUCCGUGGAGUACCCAGCCACCUUUGUUCAAUCGCAUGCCAUUGAUUUGGGUGUCACAGGUCAGGGACAAGGUCAAAGUCAGGAUCAGGAACCGCCGCAGGACAUCAGCACAGUUCGCUAUCAGCUGGACGACCUGAGCAGUGGUCAAGUGCAUCAACACCUGCCAGCCUCACAGCUGCUGACAGAGCUGGGACACUUUGCGGAGACCACCACACAGCUGCCGCCGGCGGAUAACUAUCCAGCGGCCUCAUCACAGCAGCAACUCCAUCAGGAACAGGAGCAGGAUCACGAACAGGAUCAAGCUCUGUACUAUGCCGAACAGUAUCAGGAGGAGACCAGCACUCUGGUGUACAGUAGCACCACCACAGAGUUACCAGUUACCAUAAGCACCACAACAACAGAGCAGCCACCAGCGUCGGCUCCACCAGCACCUGUCCUGGAGCUCAACAAUCACCUGGCGGCAGUGCAGACCUAUCAUCGGGGCAGGGAGACACCCAAGCGAUUGCUAGACUCACCCAUUAACCAUAUUAGCAGCGGUGGUGGUGGCAGCGGAAGACCCUUUACACGCGAUCCCGCCGACCUCAGUUUCCGUCUUAGCCAGGUGUAUACACCAACUCAACCGCCCACGCCCACUUCCACAUAUGGAGCCAUCGAUGCCAGUGGCCAGUUUGCAGGGAUGGCACCACCGAGACCCCAGCAGGUCAUCAUACCCUAUACCACCAAGCAGCAGCCACGUCCCUUUGAGAGUUGGCGUCCCAGCAAGCAGCUGGGUGUCCAGGGACAUCGUCAUCGGCAGCACAACGAUUUGGAGGAGGAACCGCAUGAGCAGCAGGAAUCCAAGUUGGCCACUGCCACAGUGACUGCGCCACCAUUUGCACCCAAUUCCAGUCGCACCACCACAUACCUCACCAAGAUUCUGGCCACCAAUCUGAGGGAGUUGCUCAAACGAGAAAGGGCCACCAGGAGGCCACCCAAUCACAUCACCGGUGUGGAUAUCUCCCAGUUGCAGCACAACAUUGAUGGCUGGACGGAGCAGGAAUACAACUCGUUGUCACAUCGUCCCAGUACACCCACCAUUCGUGGCAGAUCCAAGCACAUACCAUCGGAGUAUCUGACCACGACAACGACCACUACUCCAGCACCUAGCUCAGUGUUCCAGCGUCAAUCGAAGACCACACGCGGAGAAGGUUUCGAGCUGGGAGCUGCUCCGCCCACAGAUGCCGGUGAUUUGUCCACCUCCAUCAAUAACCUGGAACAUCUUCAUCUGCUCGGGGAGCGGGGGUCAAAGCGUUUCCAGCCAAUCGAGGAUAAUCGGCUGCCCUUUGAUUACUAUGACGGUCAACAGAGGCCACGAUCCACGCCGGCUAUGACCACCCAAAGACCCAGUCCAAGUCCAAGUCCUAGUACAACCACCACGACCGAGGUGACGCCGCUCUAUGUGCGCAGCACCUUGGCACCCAAGGAACCCUGGAAUCCCGCCCAGGUGGCCAUUCUGCCGCAAACGAAUGAGAAGGUCUAUGUGGUUACACCACAGCCUAGGCAUCAGUAUCAUCAUAAUCAUCAUCAUCAUGUGGUGGCGGAGGAUCAUCAUGAGGGAUCUGCCUCAGCGCCCAGGCCUGUUUAUCAGACCCCAGCGCCGAGAUUUCCAAGGAUGCGACCCACUCCAGCUGGCGAAGUGAAGGCCGCCACGCCCACCAGCUCCUCACAGCUGCGUAACUAUACGCCGGAUAUAUUCGGUUUGAUGGGACUGUCCGCCUAUGUGCCCGGGGAGCCAGUGGAAAUUAUCGAUGGAAAUUCCAAAGUCCACACGAUCGUGACGGCAGCGCCAACGGCAGCUGCGCUCCAGCGACCGACAGCGAAGCCCACGAUGUCGCCCUCGCCGAGAUAG